This is a messenger RNA of Colletotrichum godetiae, 1727 nucleotides long. Its product is annotated as PCI domain-containing protein. Gene Ontology annotation, biological process: poly(A)+ mRNA export from nucleus. Lineage: Eukaryota; Fungi; Ascomycota; Sordariomycetes; Glomerellales; Glomerellaceae. The transcript is spliced from 5 exons. The record is from RefSeq and is a predicted model, not a curated record. Bases 158 to 1534 code for a protein of 458 amino acids. Gene Ontology annotation, molecular function: double-stranded DNA binding; RNA binding.
GGAGGUGGAUUGGUCUCUGAAUACAUUUGGCAGGCUCCUCUGGUAAAACCUGCGUCACCUUCCAUCAGCAGUCUACAGAGCAUUCGCUCUUCAGCUCCUCCAUCACUCAACUCACUCACCUUGCAACAUACACACGACAAGGGCAUAAAGAGACAGGAUGGAGCCUCUUUUUGAGGAGUUUCGCAACGCCUACAAGACUCGUUCUGGGUACUCUCUUGCGCAGACACUUCAGCCCUUCAGCCCAGUCAACAAGCCGGACAGGCUACGGUCCAUCUAUCUGAGCACCAACGUCCAAGAAGUCAAGAGCGACAUCAAGUACAUGCUCCUCGGUCGGGGCCCAGGAUCUAAGAAAUUCAAGCUCGACCAUGAGGAGACCACAGGCUGGGUGGAAGUAUACACAGCAUACUGGAAGGCCAUUGGUGAGAUCCUCAAAGUAGAGGGCGACUCCGGUGCUGGAGGUAGGACUUCAUCAUGGACCAAGGUGUAUGAGUCUUGGAAGGAAUUCACCACCGCUCUCAUCCGAGGCUACACUAAUUACGGCUUCGAGGCGUGGACAAUUCCCUGUCUCUACCUUGCUGGCAAGCAUCUGCGUCUCUUCGCCAUCAGCUCAGACGAGGAGCGGAACACCACCGAUGCCACUGCUGACGCAAUGGAGCUUGCUGACGACUACGAUCCGGACUUGGAAAAGCAGAAGCAGCUGCGCGACUGCGAACAGCAGCUCAAGCGUAUUUUCACCUUGUGUUUGAGCGAUAGAGCACCUCUCGAAGAAUCAAGAAAGUGGGCUAUCUACUACGUCAUCAACCUGCUUUUCAAGACCUACUUCAAACUCAACUCUGCGAGUUUGAGCCGGACAAUCCUGAAGGCAUUGUCUACGAACCGUGGAGAUAUGCCUCCCCUGGAAGCAUUCCCUAAGUCACAGCGGGUGACAUUCAAGUACUACGAAGGCGUGCUCUUCUUCUUGGAGGAGAACUAUGUUGAGGCAGAAAAGCACCUCACCGAGGCAUGGUCACUGUGUCACAAGGACGCAAAGAGCAACCAAGAGAGAAUCCUUACCUACCUGAUCCCAUGCCAUCUUCUCACCACACACACUCUGCCCAGCAGCAAACUUCUCGAGCCCUAUCCGCGGCUGCAGAAGCUCUUUCUCCCACUGUCGCAAUGCAUCCGCAAGGGCGAUUUGCGCAACUUUGAUAUAGCUCUGCAAGAAGGCGAGGAGGAAUUCGUCCGUCGCAGAAUCUACCUCACACUGGAGCGCGGUCGCGAUAUUGCCCUGCGCAACCUCUUGCGCAAGGUCUUUGUCGUCGGCGGCUUCGAGGAGGCGAAAGAAGCCGGCGCCGCCCCCGUCCGUCGGACCAGGGUCCCAGUCGCCGAGUUCACUGCUGCUAUUAGCCUCGGUAGCCAAGAGGCUGUUGAUCCAGACGAGGUUGAGUGUCUGUUGGCCAACAUGAUCUACAAGGUACGUGGCAGCUUUUCCUUCGUCGUGCCUUUUGAGCCUGGUCUGCUGGUUAUCCCAGAGGUGGACAGCCACCGUCUGUAGUCCAGACGUGUCUUCUUCCUGUCGUUUGAUCGGCUCGAAUCGGUGCUGAGAUCUCGCUGCACAUUUGUCUGCAUUGCCAAGCUUGAUUCAUACCCUCCGUGAACUCCAGGUGCCUCGUAGGCAACGUCCUCACGGGGCCGACAUUGCGUGCUCAAGGCAACUUAGUGCCGUGAUGACUUCCCCAAAGGCCCGC